This is a messenger RNA of Rangifer tarandus platyrhynchus (Svalbard reindeer), 813 nucleotides long. The record is from the annotation of a GenBank genome assembly. NCBI's taxonomy places the organism in Eukaryota, Metazoa, Chordata, Mammalia, Artiodactyla, Cervidae.
AUGUGGAACAGUGGAUUCGAAAGCUAUAGCUCCUCCUCUUUCGGGGGAGCCAGCAGCUACACACAGUCCCCUGGGGGCUUUGGAUCGCCGACAGCUUCACAGGCCGAAAAGAAAUCGAGAGCUCGAGCUCAGCACAUUGUACCCUGUACCAUAUCUCAACUGCUUUCUGCUACUCUGGUUGAUGAAGUAUUCAGAAUUGGAAAUGUUGAAAUUUCACAGGUCACUAUUGUGGGGAUAAUCAGAAAUGCAGAGAAGGCUGCAACCAACAUUGUUUACAAGAUAGAUGACAUGACAGCUGCACCCAUGGAUGUUCGCCAAUGGGUUGACACAGAUGAUGCCAGCAGUGAAAACACUGUGGUCCCUCCAGAAACAUAUGUGAAAGUGGCUGGUCAUCUGAGAUCAUUCCAGAACAAGAAAAGCCUGGUAGCCUUUAAGAUCAUGCCCCUGGAGGAUAUGAAUGAGUUCACCACACAUAUUCUGGAAGUAGUCAAUGCACACAUGAUGCUGAGCAAGCCAAACAGCCAGCCCUCAGCAGGGAGAGCACCUAUCAGCAAUCCAGGAAUGGGUGAAGUUGGGAACUUCAGUGGGAAUAACUUCAUACCAGCAAAUGGCCUCACUGUGGCCCAGAACCAGGUGCUGAAUUUGAUCAAGGCUUGCCCAAGACCUGAAGGAUUGAACUUUCAGGAUCUCAAGAACCAACUCCAACACAUGUCCGUAGCCUCAAUCAAGCUGGCUGUGGAUUUUCUAAGCAACGAGGGACACAUCUAUUCCACCGUGGAUGAUGAUCAUUUUAAAUCCACAGACGCAGAAUAA